Messenger RNA from Lasiodiplodia theobromae, 1188 nucleotides. RefSeq names its product Alpha-ketoglutarate-dependent taurine dioxygenase. Gene Ontology annotation, cellular component: cytoplasm. Lineage: Eukaryota; Fungi; Ascomycota; Dothideomycetes; Botryosphaeriales; Botryosphaeriaceae. The transcript is spliced from 2 exons. Gene Ontology annotation, molecular function: 2-oxoglutarate-dependent dioxygenase activity. The record is from RefSeq and is a predicted model, not a curated record. The coding region runs from base 1 to 1188 and encodes 395 amino acids.
AUGGCACCAUACCUCCAGGAGGGCGUUACCACUGAGGUGACUGUUCCUGUUACCAAGGACCUCAAGACCGCCAAGUCCCCGUCCACUCUCAACUACGAGCCCGGCCGCGUCCCCGUCGAGACUCACGAGAACUACGAGCACGACGACCUCAAGCCUCGCUUCCCCGACAUCAAGUGGCCCGCUCUUGGUCCCAUUCCCUACGAGGACAAGGGCUUGAAGGGCGACCCCAACUUCCGCAACCUCUUGGAUGCCGCCACCGACGUCUUCGACUACAACCCCAAGAUUGGCACCGAGAUCCACGGCGUUAAGCUCGCACAACUCACCGACGCCCAGAAGAACGACCUCGCUCGUCUCAUCGCCGUCCGUGGUGUCGUCUUCUUCCGCAACCAAGAUGACCUCGACAUUGACGCCCAGCGUGAGCUUGGUGCCUACUUCGGCCAACUGCACAAGCACGCCACCACUUCGGUCCCGCGUCGCGAGGGUCUCGAGGAUGUUCAUGUCAUAUUUACCGAGGGCAACAAGGACCUCCGUUCGCUGUUCACUCCCACCUUCCUUUGGCACUCGGAUGUCACUUACGAGGUCCAGCCUCCCUCUUACACCUCAUUGAAGCUUCUCACUGGCCCCGGCCGCGGUGGUGGUGGCGACACCCUCUGGUCCUCCCAGUACGCUGCCUAUGACGCCAUGUCGCCAUACAUGCAGAAGUACCUUGAGAGCCUGACCGCUCUCCACUCGGCCCAGAUGCAGGCCGACGGCUCGACGCAGAUGGGCCGCACCGUGCGCCGCGACCCCGUCGUCACCGAGCACCCGCUCAUCCGCGUGCACCCGGUGACGGGGUGGAAGUCGCUGUUCUUCAACCCGGGUUUCGUGACCAAGAUCGUCGGCGUGCCCAAGAUCGAGAGCGACCACAUCAUCGCCUACCUCAACGAGAUCAUCGCCACGACGCAGGAGGGCCACGUCCGCUUCCAGUGGGGCAAGAACGACGUCGCCUUCUGGGACAACCGCGUUACCAACCACACGGCCACCUACGGCUUCGUGCCCCACCGCCGCCACGCCGUGCGCGUCUGCUGCCAGGCCGAGCGCCCUUACUUCAGCGAGGCAGGCAAGUCGCAGGAGGAGGAGCUCAACGAGAAGUACGGCCUGCCGCAGGUCAACAAGGACGGCGCCGGUAUCGUCAACUACAACGACUAA